Amoebophrya sp. A120 is the source of this 609-nucleotide messenger RNA. The record is from the annotation of a GenBank genome assembly. NCBI's taxonomy places the organism in Eukaryota, Dinophyceae, Syndiniales, Amoebophryaceae.
AUGAAGGACAGAUGGCAGUCGGGGGAGGAAGUUACGGAGGAAGAGGAAUUGCCGGCGCUGGAAUCGAAUGUUAACGUAGAUCCGGAGGAAUUCGGCGGGAGGAAAAAUUGGCUGUCCAGUCUGGAAACCAUGUGCACGAUGGAGGGCAAGGACGCGGUUUCUUUUAUCCUGAUUGAAAACGUCCCCACACCAGAGUCAAGACGGGAAAUCUGCUAGACAAAUCACACAGCUUUGGUUGUUUGGCAUGAUAAGUUUGUCCUCGUAGUGUGGUCCUGUUUAGCUCGCUCAGAAUCAUCACAGAUCUAGCAUAGCAUGCCGAUCCUCGCAUCACAAAUCCCAAAACACGCAAAACGAAAUGCUUCUCAUAGGGCUCCGCAUGAGAAACUUUUUUGGCAUGCAGAAUUGCACGACAACUCUGGGGUGGGAACGUUUUUACUCAGGAUAUCCUUCCCGCACCUGGAGCUCCAGGGCAACGCGACCUACAUCCUGCAGAUCGAACUAGACAGCAGCCGGUGCGUGGAGAGAACGGAGGUGCCGGUGAACAAUGCGGAAAUAGUCGCCUCUGAGGCGAAUGGAGAGGAGCCAGCGGAAGAGGAGGAAGGAGCAGCU